AUGUCUUCAUAUUCUUCCAGUCUAUCGAGUUCAUACUCAGGCUCACCAACUUCAAGUUCUGCUUCACUUUCAUUCCACCAUCAUAUGUCUUCCCCAGGAAGAGAUACCGGCAAGAUUGGAGACGAGAUGGGAAUAAUCAGAACCUGGUUUUCAGUAUUGGACGAUAGUGAACGAUCAUCUGCCCUCCACUCGAUCGCAGAACUACCAAGUCUGCGAGAGAUUGAACCAUUGAUCCAGGCACUCAAAGACCGCAAGCGAGAAUUAUGGAGGCAACAAGAGAAACUCAUCAUCCAGCCUCCCGUAAAGCCGAAAUGGAUCAUGCCAAUAUUCCCGCAUAACUCUCAAGAUCCUCGAUGGGCUGCCAAAUGGCUUCGAGCUUUGAGGUUGCACAAGUAUGAAAGAUGCUUGUCAGGAAUGUCUCCAGCUCAAGUUUCACGUCUAGAAGACGAGGAUUUGCAGCAGCUGGGCAUUGAUACCGUUGGCGCCAGGGCAAAGAUGCUUCGCGCCAUCCACAAUGUAUAG
Fusarium mangiferae is the source of this 522-nucleotide messenger RNA. RefSeq lists its product as uncharacterized. Gene Ontology annotation, biological process: nuclear-transcribed mRNA poly(A) tail shortening. Lineage: Eukaryota; Fungi; Ascomycota; Sordariomycetes; Hypocreales; Nectriaceae. The coding region runs from base 1 to 522 and encodes 173 amino acids. Gene Ontology annotation, cellular component: P-body. The transcript has 2 exons. The record is from RefSeq and is a predicted model, not a curated record. Gene Ontology annotation, molecular function: protein binding; mRNA binding; translation repressor activity.